CCAACACCAGGAACUAUGCCAGCAAUUUGUCCAACCCUGAAUACCCCAGAAAGCAGGCCCCAAGGCCCCCAAGUGACUUGCCCGCCACCGGAGGAUGAUUGGCCCCCACCAUACUCUGCUGGGCCAUUGCCACCGCCUCCUCUUCCAACUCCGCCCCCAGAAGCAAGAGUGACUAGAUCACAGACUGCGCAGGCCCGUGCCGCCCAAGAACUUGCAGCCCAGGAGCAGCUUCAGGAACUGCAAAUCAGUGAAGCGCUUAGCCCUUCAGUGCCAGUCUCCACCAUUUAUCCAUCCUUAGUGGACUGUUUGGCUACUGCCUCUGCUCCUGAACCUGAGACCCCUGUCACUCCCAUACCUAAGACAGUCCUUAAGAAAAAUCCGACAACAGGGACCUGGAGCCCCGCCACUCAUUGGAGUCCUACAUCAGGACUCAGUGAAAUGAACCCUUUUAAAGUGCCUGUAGGCAAAUCUCAGGAAACUGGCAAUUUAGCAACAGUCUGCCCUCUCCGUCAAGUUCCAGCAGGAGCGGAUGGGAUUAUGAGAUGGGUCUAUUCUCCUUUCAGUACUGUCGAUCUCUGUAAUUGGAGAACACAGACGACCCCAUAUAGUGAAGACCCCCGACCCAUGACAGAUCUGUUUACAACAAUUAUGGCUACACAUGCCCCUACCUGGCGAGAUUGUAGCCAGUUACUUACUGCUUUAUUAACUUCAGAAGAGAAGCGGAAAGUCAUGGCAGCUGCUAAGAAAACUGUUGAAAACAGAGUCCCUGCUGACCAACAGCCUAAUGCAGCUGACUGGGUUCGUGCCCGCUUCCCAGAUAUAGACCCAAAUUGGGACCCCAAUGUAGAUGCAGAUAGAGGAAGAUCAGAGGAAUACCGAACUGCCAUCCUCUUAGGUCUCCAGGAAGCAGGAAAGAAGCCCAUGAAUAUGGCUAAAUUGAGGGAGGUCAUUCAAGAGCCAACUGAGCCACCCUAUACCUUCCUUGAAAGACUGUACAAGGCUUACCGCCUCUACACUCCUUUUGACCCAGAGGAAGAAGCAAACCGUACAAUGGUGAAUGCAUCUUUUGUUAGCCAGGCUGCACCUGACAUUAGACGCAAAUUACAGAAGUUAGAAGGGUUCCAAGGGAUGAACGUGUCCCAAUUAAUUGAGGUGGCCCAGAAGGUUUUUGUGAAUAGAGAUAAAGAAGAGAAGAAAGAAGAAGAAGCUAAGCAUAGACGAAAGGCAGCAAUUUUAGCAGCAGUGAUCCAAGGCCAUGAGUAUGACCGCCCGUCCCCAACAUCCAACCUUGAGCCCCGUGGUCCUAGAACCCUAGGCCGGGACCAAUGUGCAUACUGUAGAGCGGAUGGCCACUGGAAAAACGAAUGUCCGAACCGCCAGUCCAGACUCCGGGGGAGGGGAGGAUCUAGAGGCCAAGGAAGAGGACAGAGCUUUAACCACCUUCCAAGAGGGCAAGUUAAUGAAAGCCGGUACAGCCGCACCUACCCUGCAGGGAAGUCGGAAGAUGGCUUUGUUGGUAUGGCCGGAAUGAACUAUGAUGAUUAGGGGCGACCGGGCUCUGUCA
Gekko japonicus is the source of this 1564-nucleotide messenger RNA. RefSeq lists its product as uncharacterized. NCBI's taxonomy places the organism in Eukaryota, Metazoa, Chordata, Lepidosauria, Squamata, Gekkonidae. Gene Ontology annotation, molecular function: zinc ion binding; nucleic acid binding. Gene Ontology annotation, biological process: virion assembly. Bases 16 to 1545 code for a protein of 509 amino acids. The record is from RefSeq and is a predicted model, not a curated record. The transcript has a single exon.